Molecule: messenger RNA, 921 nt
Organism: Melampsora larici-populina 98AG31
Lineage: Eukaryota; Fungi; Basidiomycota; Pucciniomycetes; Pucciniales; Melampsoraceae
Exons: 3
Coding region: 1-921 (306 amino acids)
Source: RefSeq, a predicted model, not a curated record
AUGUACAAAACUUACAAGUCCAAGUCAAACAGAUGGAACCAUUUGGUUUCUGAGAGGCUCAAUGAAGGUUCUGGGGCCAGCAGCAGAGGUGCUUAUAGAGAAGACCUUGACUCCCUAAAUCAAUUGCCAACUCCUGCCACUACCCCAGCCCCUUUCAGCAAUCUCGACGAGAGUGACGCCGAGAUUCAGAGUGAAAGUCAUUCAGAGACUUCGAAUUCCACAGUCCAUUCUGAUCAGACCACCGUUCCUGUCAUGGCUUCCGUGCCUAUUGAUACGGACACUCCGGCUCAGAAACAAUCGAUCAAGGUGAAUUCAAUACUACACAAGAUAACUAUUAAUACCAAAUUAUCUGCCACGAAUUACAACCCGUGGUCUGAUGAUGUUAGAUUUGGAUUGGCUGCCGCAUCAUACGAUCAGUAUCUCAUUGUCAAGGAUGUCCCAACCGUUAUCACCGAUCCUGAAGUCAUUCUAGCUACGAAAAAGUGUAUAUUUCAUUGGUUGUUAGCAAGCAUGGAAUCAGCUCAGUCUACUCGCUUUAUAUCAAUGAUCUCUACCUUUGAAAACGGCAUAAAGAACACCCCUUCAUCUCCAUUUCUCCUUUGGAAAACCGUACGCGACUAUCACAUAAGCAAUUCGGAAUCAGUCAAGUUGAUGCUACGAAGUGAUAUCACAGAUCUGUCUCAAGGUUCAACUAAGGACCUACUAGAAUACAUAGAUAUGUUCCGCGCUAAGAUCGAUGCUUAUUUAGGAGCGAAUGGAGAGAUGUCGGAAGAAGAGCAAGCUCGUCAGUUCGUGAGAUCACUUAACCGUGAUUGGGCCGAAAAGGGGUGCGACUUACUAGAUGCUGGACAUGUCAAAUUUAGAAAUUUAGAAACUGAAUUGAAGAAGACGUAUCAAACGCCAAUCGAGUUGCACUAUUGA